UCACGUUUUCCCCUCAAGAUCGAACGUUAUCAGACCUCACCAUCCAUUUGUCACUCACUUCCUGGCACGUACAAUUUCCAUCUACAUGCUCUGUACGGAGCCUUGAAAUGUGAGAUCUGAACGCAUUUCACUGCCAGGUACAUUUAUGUGUACAGCCAUUCUCCUCUUUCACCCGAACAGCCUGCUGCUGAGCAUGAACAGGCCAGGCCAUCGCAGGGAUUGCGCUCUUCAUCCGAGCGAUUACUUUCGAGACUACCCCUAAAUCCCUAAGACCCGUCAUUACUCGUCAGCCACGGGAUUUGGGAAGAUUUACAGUCCCUUGGCCCAACCGCAAGGGCUCACGGGUAACAUGAACAACGUCGGCAGUGGCGCCGGCGCUGCUGAUGGCAACCAGAGUGACUGGUCGCGAGCCCUGCAUCAUCCACAACCAGCCUCGUCUGCCAGCGCAGACACUUCUGCGGCUUCGGCACCCAGCAAGAAGAAGCCGUCUCGCCGACGAACGGGCGCCUCCAGCCCCAAGAGACGAUGCGUCAGUACUGCCUGUAUCGCGUGCCGCAAGCGCAAGUCCAAGUGCGAUGGCGCGGUCCCGAGCUGCGCAGCCUGCGCGAGCGUGUACGGCACAGAGUGCGUCUAUGAUCCCAACUCGGACCAUCGGCGAAAGGGCGUGUACAAGGACAAGGCCGACAGCAUGAAGGCGCGCAACUCCACCCUGCAGAUCUUGAUCGAGGCGAUCCUGAACGCAUCAGAGGACGAGGCGUUUGACAUUGUCAGGAAGAUUAGGACGUGCGAUAGUCUUGACUCGGUGGCAGAGGGUCUUCUAACUCAAGGUCCUGAGAAUGACCAGAUGCCCUCCGAAGGGUCCGACGACGACGUGGAUGGCGACGCUCGUGCUGCUGAGACCGGAAACGCCAUUGAUGGUGAGAGGGCGCUCGCCCGCAAGAUGGGCGAGCUGCGUCUGGAGAAUGGAUCGGUGCGCUUCAUUGGCGGGACGUCGCAUCUCAUCUAUCUCAGUGAUCCCCAAAGCGGCCUGAACGACGAGCCCCUGGCUGACGAGUGUGAUCCUGGGGCGGACGCUGUUGCGACCUGGACACGCGUGACGGACGACGCGCCCCUCAUCAGUAUGCUCAUCAACAAGUACUUCAACUACCACUACCCUUACUUCACGACGCUGUCCCGGAAAAUGUUUGAGAGGGACUUCCUCAAAGGAAGCCUGGAGGUUGCGCGGGAACAGAGACAGGGGGCGACUGUCCACUGCUCUGCGUUGCUCGUUAACGCCAUGCUCGCGCUGGGCUGCCACUUCACAGACGUGCCGGGCGCCUAUGCAGUCCCCGGGGACAGUCGCACAAAAGGCGACCAUUUCUUCGCGGAAGCCAAGCGCCUCAUCAUCGAGAAUGGCGAGUACGAGCGACCUCGGCUGGUGACGGUGCAGGCCCUGGCGCUCAUGUCCGUCCGCGAAGCCGGCUGCGCGCGGGAAGCCAAGGGCUGGGUCUACAGCGGCAUGAGCUUUCGCAUGGCGCAGGACAUUGGGCUGAAUCUGGAGAUUGACAACAUGGAAAGGGAGAGAAUGCCGGAGCACGAGGUUGAUGCCCGGCGGAUCACGUUCUGGGGCUGCUUCCAGUUCGACAAGGUCUGGUCCAACUAUCUCGGGCGCUUGCCGCAGUUGCCAAAGGGCUCCUUCAACGUGGCCAAGUUCGACGUGUUCCCGGAGGAGGAUGCUGAGAUGUGGUCGCCCUUCCCGGACACUGGGUUCGACGACGAGUGGGCGCAGCCGGCACGCACCAGAGCAGUGGCUCUGCAACUGUCCGAGCUCUCUGAGAUUAGCAGCGAUCUCUUGAUCUUCUUCUACCAUCCCAACCACAUUGGCCGGUCAAGCGGCAAGGCCGUCGAGUUAAAGAAGCUGAGCGAGCUGCAUCGGCGGCUUGAAGAGUGGCGGCAGAAGCUGCCCAAGGAGUUGGAGGCCAAGGAAGGCCAGCUGCCCAAUGUCAUCCUCAUGCAUAUGUUCUUUCAUCUGCAGUACAUUCACCUCUUCCGGCCAUUCCUCAAAUACGCUCCCUCAGCCUCCCCUCUGCCAGUCCACGUAUCACCUCGCCGCAUCUGCACAGCCAACGCGGGCGCCAUAUCGAAGCUCAUGCGGCUGUACAAAAAGACGUGGAACAUGCGGCAAAUCUGUAACAUUGCCGUGUACAUGACGCACUCGGCGUGUACCAUUCACCUGCUGAACCUGCCCGAGCGUACGGCCCGUCGAGAUAUCAUCCACGGUGUGAAACACCUCGAAGAGAUCGCGGAGGACUGGCCGUGUGCUCGUCGUACGCUGUGUAUCCUCAGCGUCCUGGCUCGCAAGUGGGGAUGCGAGUUGCCCGAAGACGCGGCAUUCGUCUUGCAAAGGACAGACGAGAAAUACGGAUACUACAGCACGUCUGAAGUGCCGUCACCUCAUGCGCAGCAGGGAAGGGCGGCAAACACUUUCGAAAGGGGUUCCGCGCCACGUGGUGGCCACGCCAGGGCACAGGGUCAACCUGUAGAGGCUUGUGUGAGCUUGAAUCCCCAGGUCGAGGCGUUGGUGCAGCAACACCGCCAAUCGCAACCACAGUCACCUCAGGCACAAGUCUUGCCUCACGACAUGGGGUUCUCUACGCCAUCACCAUUGGCGUCUUGGCCUACGGGACUGUCGCCAGUCAACGAUGCCCGCUACGCUGGAUUCGCUGCGAACACGCGCACGCCGGAGGACCAGGAGCUGCCAGCUGGAGCGGCCAUGGCAGCAAGUCGACCUCAAAUGUCUCCGACAGGUGUGAGCAUCGACGGCCACGACUGGUUUCUCAACGACAGCGCUCGUUGGCAACAGAGCUUUGAGACCUGGGACCUGGGCGCUGGCGGACCUAUGCCCCCCGGCCAGCCUGACGCCGCAGGCGGUGUCUACGUCUUUGGGGAUGUCACUGGUGGCGGUGUCAUACCAGAUGGUGGGCAGGGCCAGCCUCAGCAGCGAUCAGCACAGCAUGGUGACGAGGCUGAGGGCGUCUUCGACGGCCUGGGGGCUUCGCUGAACGGCGGCGGGUGGCUGCCUGGUUUGGACUGAUGGAUGGACGAAGGUCAGGGGAUUUCCGAUGGAAUGUAGGAACGCAACAUGCAGUGCCGGUGUAAUUCAUGACGACACGAAAAGUACAAGAAAAGAUACCUCUUUGCUACUGAAUAUACAUACGUUCUUCAAGGCUGUGAGAAUAAUGAGCAGAAUU
This is a messenger RNA of Emericellopsis atlantica, 3230 nucleotides long. Its product is annotated as fungal-specific transcription factor domain-containing protein. The record is from RefSeq and is a predicted model, not a curated record. The coding region runs from base 350 to 3073 and encodes 907 amino acids. Gene Ontology annotation, molecular function: DNA binding; zinc ion binding; DNA-binding transcription factor activity, RNA polymerase II-specific. NCBI's taxonomy places the organism in Eukaryota, Fungi, Ascomycota, Sordariomycetes, Hypocreales, Bionectriaceae. Gene Ontology annotation, biological process: regulation of DNA-templated transcription; DNA-templated transcription. The transcript is spliced from 3 exons.